Molecule: messenger RNA, 750 nt
Organism: Camellia sinensis
Lineage: Eukaryota; Viridiplantae; Streptophyta; Magnoliopsida; Ericales; Theaceae
Source: RefSeq, a predicted model, not a curated record
CUCUUCCACUUUGCUCUAUUUGGCAGCUACGGGGAUGUUGUUGAUCAUGAAUAAACUUCAACCAUCGCAACUCGCUGAAGAGCAACGAAACGCUGCAAGGUUAUUUAAGAAAAUUCGCGAAGAAAUUCACACAACAAUAUGUAUUGGAAAUCCAUCCAAUAAACAAGUUAAGGAUGCGAUGAAGAAAGUUUUGGCACUUGACAAGGCCUACCCGCUUCCUUUACUAGGCGUGAUGCUCGACAAAUUCCCAAAAAAAGUGGACCCUGCCACGUGGUGGCCUCAACAACAACGAAGACAAGCGAAGGGACUUGGAGAGAGAAAUGAUAAGAAUGGUUGGGAUGCUAAGUUGGAAGAUGAAAUGAGAGAGAUAGUUGGGGUUUUGAACAGGAAAGACAAGGAAGACUACUUGAGGUUGGGUGAAAAGGCAUUGAAACUCAACAAAAUCUUGGCCAUUUCAGGACCUUUACUAACAGGUCUUGCAGCUAUUGGUUCUGCAUUUGUGGGGUCUCCUAGCCAUGGAUCAUGGGCUGUGGUGCUUGGAGUUGUUGGCGGUGCUUUGUCGAGCAUCGUCAACACAUUAGAGCAUGGUGGGCAAAUUGGGAUGGUGUUUGAGAUGUAUAGAAGCAAUGCUGGUUUCUUUAAGCUCAUGGAAGAGUCCAUAGAAUCAAAUUUGAAGGAUAGAGAAGUGGAGAGAAGAGAGAAUGGGGAAUUGUUUGAAAUGAAGGUGGCUUUGUAGUUGGGUAGAAGCUU